Messenger RNA from Pogona vitticeps (central bearded dragon), 2625 nucleotides. RefSeq names its product microtubule interacting and trafficking domain containing 1 (gene MITD1). The record is from RefSeq and is a predicted model, not a curated record. Gene Ontology annotation, biological process: midbody abscission. NCBI's taxonomy places the organism in Eukaryota, Metazoa, Chordata, Lepidosauria, Squamata, Agamidae. Gene Ontology annotation, cellular component: midbody.
UUAAGUUUCCGAUUCCUAAAAAUCACAUGACCGGGUGAAGGCGUGGGAUUGCAUUGUUGCUGUAGCUGGCCGUGAACUGGAUGCAUUUCCGGAUUCCUCAUGAUUUAUUCCAUUCAGUAGGACGACUUGCGGCGGUGCUCUCGGGGAUCUUGGUGUUUUCUCCAAAAUAAAGUUCCCGCAUUAUCUCCCGAUUGCAAUGGAGGAUCCGGCGGUGUUGGUGCUGAAGCGGGCGGUAGAGCUGGAUACGGCGUCUCGCUUCCAGGAGUCGCUGGUUUGCUACCAGGAAGGCAUCGAUCUCCUGCUGCGGGUACUUAAAGCCACAAAAGAUGAGAAGAAAAAGGCUCACUACAGAAAUAAAAUAACAGAUUAUAUGAACAGAGCAGAAGAUAUUAAGAAAUAUCUUGAGAAAGAGAAAGAAGAGGGAAAGUACCACAAGCAAAUCAAAAUUGAAGAAAAUAUGAAAGGUUUCAGUUACGAAAAGCUAUUUCAAGAAUACCUUAAUGAAACUGUUAUAGAGGUUUGGGUUGAGGACCCUUAUAUUAGACAAGUCCAUCAGUUGUACAACUUCUUAAGAUUCUGUGAAAUGCUUGUUAAAGGACCAUGCAAAGUGAAAACUAUACACCUUCUUACCUCUCAUGAUGAAGGCAAUGAGAAGAGUCAGCAGACAAGUAUUCUAGAAGAAAUACAACAGUCACUGAAGGAUUUUGGUGUAACAUUAAAUGUAUCAUACUCUUCUGCUAUACAUGAUCGAGAGAUCAGAUUCAACAAUGGAUGGGUAUUCAAAAUUGGAAGAGGUCUUGAUUACUUUAAGAAACCACAGGGUCGUUUUUACCUUGGAUACUGUGACUUUGAUUUGAGACCAUGUCAUGAAACUACUGUGGACAUUUUUCACAUUAAACAUACAAAGAAAACGUGAUUCCCAUUCCAGUUUACUCCCUUUUCUCAAACAUGAGCUGCUUUUCCUACUCUAUUUACUGUACACUUUUAUUUUUAAAAACUGUUGUACAGUAUGCCUACAUGAAAAUUUUACAGUAGAAUUUCAUGCUCUUACAAAGUACUUGUCGUUCUUAAAGUGAAGACCACUGCUCUGAUUUUAUAUGUUUGUGUUGAACAAGCUUUUUUUAUUCUUAUUAAUACAUCAGAGGUGGGGAACAUAUGGUUUCCUAGAAGUUGUUGGACUGCAAAUCCCAUCAUCCCUCAUAAUCAGCUGUGCUGCCUAGGGCUAAUGGUAGUUGCUGUCCCACAGCAUAUAGCGGGACAGGGCUGUCUGCAUUAUUUGGGCUGUUGGAAAAAGCUUUGGAACUAAAGUUACUGUAUAUCUUUUAGACCUGCCAUCCCACAAAUGUUAUGGAUGGCCAGGUGAGAGUUUCCAUAAAGCUGGAAAAUAUCAAUAAAGUUUCCACUUUAUUUGCAGUUGAAGAGGUAAGAAUUUUAAUUUUGUGAGGAGGAAAUACAUGGCUGACCAGCUGCAUAACCAAAUGUGAGGGAUGAUCAGCAUUCCAGUCCCAUCAACAUCUAGAGAUCCAUAUAUUUGACCUGGCUGUUUAAAUCAUCACGUGGACUGCCUCUUCAUCAGAUAGUUGAUGCUUCAAAGAAACGUGACCUACGCACAAGAGAGAUAUUGAUGUUUCCUAGGACAUCAUUUACAAAUCACUGAGCUGAGUAGAUAUUAUAGGAUUCACCACAGUCUUAUGAAUGUGUCAGAGCAAAACUGGUAAGAGGCUGAAACCAUUUUUAAAAAUUAUGGCCCACUAGAUAUCUCAUUUGGGGGGAAAAUUGAGAUAAAUUGGAAAGAUGGGCGGGGUAUAAAUAAAUAAAAUAAGGGGUUCUAGGGAGAGUCAUGCUCACUCAGGGUUAUCAUAGUAAACUGAUGUUGUUACUCCCCAACAAUGGAGUUUCCUUGCUUGGGGACAAUGAUGCAAAUGCAGUCUGUGAAAGCUUCCCUCCCAUUAUGUAGAUGGCCAGAUUCCAAAGAGCAGUUUACAGAGAUACAGUAAUCUGGUAUCUGCAUAGCAUGAUUUGAGUAUACUGAUGGCAGAAAGAGCAUUCCUGAGAAACUCUGUAUAUGGUGGUUUAUUUCAGUCUUACUUUCAAAGUCUUUCUCUUCUAAACACACCAAAGUCGUCUUUCUAAUAACUAUUAGGGAACACUAAUUCAUCAGUCUUAUUUUGGAACCAGUCUCAGUAGAUUAGGUUAGAAUGUUUCAAAUAACUGAAUUAAGGAUCUCAUUCUUAUGUUUAAACCACUGUGCCUGAAAAACAGUGCAUACUCAGUAUUUCAUGUAUGUACAGUGUCAUGUAGGAAUACAGCAGGAGUAAACUGCCACAUUUAGAACUCUUAUUCUCAAUGUCUCCCGGUGCAUUUACAAACUGCUUUAUUGCUGCUGUUUCGAUUUUUUUCACCUCUCAACCUUUAUUUCUGUUUUAAUUUGUAGAAUUUUAAGCUCUUAUGAGAAUCAUUCUAGCUUGUUUGCAAAAUGUUGUAUGUCAGGAAUGAAUAAAGUUAACACUGGUAAGCAGUGAUAAUAAAACAUUUUAGAUUCAACUGAGCUGUGAUACAUUAAUAAACCAAUGACAAACAGAAGUGGCCUUGUCCACGGAAACUCACAUUAAACUAUGGCAAUUA